Molecule: messenger RNA, 1170 nt
Organism: Schistosoma rodhaini
Lineage: Eukaryota; Metazoa; Platyhelminthes; Trematoda; Strigeidida; Schistosomatidae
Source: the annotation of a GenBank genome assembly
AUGUCGCGUCUCAACUAUAGCAAGUGGGAUCACAUCGAGGUUUCUGAUGAUGAAGAUGAUACUCAUCCAAAUAUAGACACACCUAGCUUAUUUCGAUGGCGACAUCAAGCACGCCUAGAAAGGGAUGCUGCUUGGAAGAAAGAAAAAGCAGAGUUUGAAGAAAAUUAUAAAUCGUUUCUGACUAAAUAUAACGAAACACAACAGAAAUUAAAUAAAGCUAAGGAGGCUGGUUCAGACAACAUGCAGGAGUUACAGAAAAAAUUUGAUGAACUCGAGGUGGAAGCUAAAGAAUGGUCAGUAAAAGUGGCUGAAAUACAAAAGAAAGAACGACUUAGACCUUUAAAUAUUGAUACAAUUUGCAAAGAUGCGAAAUCGAAGACGGUUAUUAACUCGCCCAAACUUAAAUAUGAAGAGAAUCUAGACUCAACAUCAAAUUCUGAAGAGGCCGCAGUGAAUCGUUUAAAAGAAUUUGUUAAUAAGCAUAAUAAAACUAUACGAAAAUUUGGACUAUUACAAAAACCAUUAGAUUCACAAAAUUUUCUUGUUAAAUAUCCUGAUUUAGUAUGUGAAGAAACAGCUAAUCAACUUGUAAUUUGGUGUAUUGAUUUAGCUAUGGAAGAGAAAUUUGAAUUAAUGGAACAUGUUUCACAUCAGUGUAUAGUGAUGCAAUUUAUGCUUGAAUUAGCAAAAUCACUAAAAGUUGAUCCAAGAGCGUGUAUUCGACCAUUCUUUGCGAAAUUUAAGAAUCCUGAACCAGAAUAUCAAAAAGCUUUCAAUGAUGAACUUUCUGCAUUUCGAGAAAGAAUUAGAGCUCGAGCAAAAGUUCGUUUAGAAGAAGCUAUGAUGCAAAUUGAAGAGGAAGAAAAGCAAAAACGUCUUGGUCCUGGUGGUCUGGAUCCAGUUGAAGUUUUUGAGUCGCUACCAACGAAUCUUCAAGAGUGUUUCGAGAAAAAAGAUGUUGAAUUAUUAAAAACCGUAUUAUGCAGUAUGGAUCCACAACAAGCUGAGUAUCAUAUGAAAAGAUGUGUUGAUAGUGGCCUAUGGGUGGAUAAUGCACGCGAACAACAAGAAGAAGACGGUGAAUCAUCAUCAAACGUUAAUACUGAUGGCAAUGACGAUGUUGGUGCUACCAUUCAAGCAAAUGAAGAACUAAACCAUGAUAACGCCUAA